This is a messenger RNA of Sinocyclocheilus grahami, 1421 nucleotides long. Its product is annotated as ATP synthase mitochondrial F1 complex assembly factor 2-like. The record is from RefSeq and is a predicted model, not a curated record. Gene Ontology annotation, cellular component: mitochondrion. The transcript has 8 exons. Gene Ontology annotation, biological process: mitochondrial proton-transporting ATP synthase complex assembly. Lineage: Eukaryota; Metazoa; Chordata; Actinopteri; Cypriniformes; Cyprinidae. The coding region runs from base 256 to 1128 and encodes 290 amino acids.
UGUAGGUCACAGUUAUCAGCUUCACACUUGCUUUCUCGUUGCGGCAUGCUGUGACAUCUCUAGUGAAAGUAUUUAUUUGCUCUUAAAUAAUUGAGUUAGCUUUGAUUGUACUUAAUAUCUGUGUUUUUCUGUUAUUACUAAAACGUGAACUAUGAUUUGUCAAGUUAGCUAUAGCGCCUGAUCCAACUAUAUAACCUUGACUAAAUGGUUCAGCACUCUUACGUUAAUAAGAACACAUAGGGUUUUAAACAAAUUAUGUUACGGAAUAUUUGUAGGUAUCAAAGGCAGUUUGGCCAGGUCAUUUGGCCAUUUUCUUUUCCUCAAGGGCAGCAUGUUCCUAGUUUAUUAACACACCUACAAAAGGCAAAAUAUGCCAGUGACACAACAGAGAGAAAGAAGUUCUACGAGAAUGUCUCGAUAUCUCAAGGUGAAGGGGGCCUGUUUGAAAUAAACCUUGACAAGCGAAAGCUAAAGACUCCAGGUGGAAAGCUGUUCACAGUGCCUAAUGAAGCUCUUGCCAUAGCUGUUGCGACAGAGUGGGACGUUCAGAAGGACACACUGAAGUUUUACACCAUGCACUUAACCACCCUUUGCAACACAGCGCUUGAUAACCCAACACAAAGGACGAAGGAACGAAUGAUCUCAGCAGUUCUUAAGUUUUUGGAGACUGACACAAUCUGUUACAGAGUAGAAGAACCUCCAGGUCUUGUGGAACUUCAGGGAAAUGAAUGGGACCCUGUAAUGAACUGGAUAGAACAAAGGUACAAUGUAGUAAUUGGCUCGUCCUCCAGUAUAAUGGGCCCUCAAAUCCCAGAGGAGACUAAAGAGACAUUUCAGCAGCACCUUAAUUCCUACAAUUUAUGGUCUCUGACAGGGCUUGAGUAUGUGAUCACUCAGCUGAAAUCGCUGGUCUUGUCCUUUGGGCUGAUUGACAGACACCUCAGUGUGGAACAAGCGGUUGUCCUGUCCAGACUUGAGGAGGAAUACCAGAUCCAGAGAUGGGGAAAUGUGGAAUGGGCCCAUGAUUAUGACAUGUACGAGUUGCAAGCACGAACUGCUGCUGGUGCAAUGUUUGUGCAUCUGUCUUCUGAAAGCACAGCUGUCAAAAGAAAAAUUUUACAGGACUGAUAAGGCCAAAAAGGCACUGUUUGAGACUGAAAAAAUUUAUUUUUGUUCUCUGUCCUUGUUUGUUUAUAUAUAUAUAUAGUAAGCUGCAGUGACACCAGUUACCUAACCAGUAAAAUGCUGUUGCUGUCUAGUUAUGUUUUGAGUAAUAAUAUAGAUGUCUAAUUUAGUUUCAACGGCUACCACAUGGAAAGACUCUAAAUAAAAAAGUCCCAGUAUUUCAAUGUCAAAGCUGUGAAACGGUUUAGCUAAUACGUUGGAAAAUAAGUAAAUAAAGUUUUGAAAAAUUGUAAUCA